AUGCCAGGGGAGGCGGCGCGCGCGGAACUGCUGCUGCCCAAGGCGGGCGGGCCUGGCCAGCGCACAGAUUUGUCCUGUGAUAUUCCUGCUGCCACUGCCCCAAGUAGGGACCAGCUGGAGCACUGUGGCCCUUUGCCAGCACCCAGGCCUGCGGCUGUCACCUUCCUGCCCAGCAAGCCAGGUGCCCGGCCCCAGCCAGAGGGCGCGAGCUGGGAUGCAGGGCCAGGCCCAGUGGCCUGGGUGCUCCCAGCAGAGUGCAGUCCCAGCUCAGCCCCUGCUGAGGGCCAACCUGUGGAGGCAUCCCUCCCGGCUCUGGAGCCUCGGAUUGUGAUGGGUGAGGAGACCUGCAGGCCUCCCCCUCUACCUGGGGCAGCCUCACCAGUGCUCAGGGAAUGGGCAGGCGAAUGUGGAAGCCUGAACCCACUCCCAGAGUUGUGCUCUCAGGGUGACCCUCCUGUGCCUUUCCCUUGCCCCGAUCCUGAUCCCUACUUCACUCCCCCAUCAACCCCAGGCCUUGGGCUAUGCAGGGAAGCCUGUGACUCCGAGUCAGAGCUCCCUGAGUCACCAUCCACCUCACCCUCGGGCUCCUACUUCACAGCAGAUGGGGACAGCUGGGCCUCCUCCCCAUCCUGUUCCCUCAGCAUGCUGGCCCCCACAGAAGGACUGGACCUUUCCCCGGGCUGGGGAUUCUCUCACCCAGGCACUAUGGUAGAGGAAUGGGAACCCCAUGCUGCUGGGCCUCCUGGCCCCCACUCCUCUGCUUCCAGCCUCUCAGCUGACAGCAGCUCUUCCUGGGGCCAGGAGGAGAACCUCCUUGACCUGGAUUUUCUGGCAAAUGAUCCAAUGAUCCCUGCAGCCUUGCUGCCCUUCCAGGGCAGCCUCAUCUUCCAGGUGGAUGCAGUGGAGGUCACUCUAUUGGCCCAGUCCGAGGAGGAGGGGCAGGAGAAGGGGACAGCAGAAGCUAAGACUCCCAGCCCAGGUGGAGACCUGGAUGAGGCGGGCGAGGACAAGAGCACAUCCACCUCCUUCCUGCAGUCAUUGUCAGAUAUCUCCAUCAUUGAGGAUGUGGAUGAGGCCUUUGCCUUCCGGGACGAUACCUCAGCAGCCUCCUCCUCCUCAGAUUCUUCUUCCUACACUGGGGCACAUGAUGAAAGGCUGUACAGUGGGGAGCCCCAUGCCCAGGCCAGUGCCCUGCUCCAGGAUGGCAAGGGUCACAAGGCUGAGGACACACCAGACAGCUGGGCCUUGUCUUUGAGCCAGAAGAGGUCCAUACUCCCUGUCUCAGCAGAAGACAUUGCUAAGAGAACACUGGCUGCUAUGCUCCAUGGUGAGGAGGACUUCCUCUCAGGCCAGGAGACAGCCCCUCCACUAAUACCUCACACCUGGCUGGCAGAAGCAAGCCCUGGUAUGAACCCAGAGCUAGCUGGCAUGGUCCCACCUCUGCUCGAGGAUGAAACUGUAGACUCUGCAGUAGGACAAUUAGUGGACGACAUGAGGGCAGAACCUCUGCUCACACUCGCAGAUCUCACCUUAGGCCAGGUAUCUGGAGGAACACCUCUGAUCUUUCAAGAAGGGAAUGCUACCAUAGACCACAAGCCUGCUGCUCCACAAACACUUGAAACCUUGAAGGAAGAUAUCAACCUCACACCAUGCCCUGACCUGCUCACUACAGCAGAGGCUCUUCAGGAUGAGAAGGUGGGCCUAGACUGCAGCCCCGAAGAGGACGAAAAGGCUGGCCUAGGUUGCACCUCCGGACAGGAGUCUGUGGCUACAGAAACACCUGUGCACUUGGAUGAAGGCUGUACUUCAUGCCAGGAGUCUAAGACAACACCUUUGACCCUGCAAAGAAAAGCCAGCUUCACCUUACCCCAGGAAUCCAUCUCUGUGACACCUCCUGCCUUGCAGCAAGCAGCACUUCCCUCACAAGAGCCUGUUCCUGUUACAGUGGCAGUCCUUGAAGCCCUGCAGGGCCAAAUAGACUGUUCCCAGGAGGCAGCACCCACUGCUCCCAUGGCAGCUGUGGCCCAGCACAAAGGAGGUGUGGCCCUAGAACUGACGUCUGUCCCUGAGCUUAUAUCUGUGGUAAAGGCAGCAGCAGCACCUGUAGCUUUGGACCAGGCCCCACAAAAUGGAGAUAGUCCCACUAUAGACUUGGAUCUGAAAGUGGAAGCUGUGACCCCUGGGCCCUCAGGAAAAGAUGCAGGUCUCACCUCAGAGUGUAUUCCUAACAAGAGGGAGGGACAGAAAACAAGGGGCAUCUCAGGCAGUGGCUUCCAGAACAGAGAUGAUGGGGCUCAGGAGCUAAGGAGCCUCCUCAAAAGGACCCAAGGUGCUGGCAACAUUCCAGAGAACAGCUGCCAGACUGUGGAUCCAGCCACCAACCCUGAGCUCAUCCAGGAAAGGGACUCUGGGCUGCUGGCCUUGGUGGCCUCUGAGGCCAGGCACUGCUCCAGCCCAGAAUCUUCUGCGAGGGCUGUCCCUGAGGCUGGCAGGGGCUUCCCAGGAGAGCCGAGGCCUACUGCAACUCUAUCCUGGCUGUUGCAGCCUGGGGCUGGGCCCAGCCUCAGAACCCCUCUGUCCAGCCUGGCUGUGGAGGAGCAGGCCCCUUGUCAUGGCCAAACACCCUGCCAAUAUCUGGGACCCUGUGUGCAGGGCCUGCCAGUUGCAGCUCAGGAGAGGCUCCUGCACCCCGACACCCCUUCACCUCAUCUCCUUACUGGGGCAGCCUCUGCCCCUUGCCUUUGUCCAGGGCCUGGAGAAGGCAGCAAGGACCAUGGGCCUACAGGUGUGCCACCCAUCCAGCAGCCUGGUGGCACCCCUUCGCACAUAGUGUCUGCUGACUCAGGAAACCUAGUGCCUCCUGGGGCUGGGCAGCAUGCUAGCUUCUCGGGCCCCUCAUCCCUCAGUCCCCAGAGAGCCCCUGCGGGGGGCCCCCAUGCCAAAGACCUCCCCGCUCGGAUCAUCGCCCCCUGUCAAGUGCCUCCAGGCUUGGGACCCUGCACCCAAAUCAGCUCCCAGGGGCUCCCAGCCUCUGAUCCCCAAGAGGACCAGGACAGCCUCGAGGAAGACACCCCUCAGGCUCCAGGCUCAGGCCAGCACUCGGAUAGUCAUGCAGAGUUGUCAGCACCUGAGAUGGACGAGCAGGACCCUGCAGCCCCUCAGAUGGCACAGUGCCCCCCACAGGCCUCAGUGGUGAGCAGCAGUGAAGAGACCAUUGCCAAAGCCAAGCAGAGCCGCAGUGAGAAGAAGGCCCGGAAGGCUAUGUCUAAGCUGGGCUUGAGGCAGAUUCAGGGCGUGACGAGGAUUACCAUCCAGAAGUCCAAGAACAUCCUCUUUGUCAUCAGCAAGCCUGAUGUCUUCAAGAGUCCAGCCUCUGAUACCUACGUGGUCUUUGGUGAAGCUAAAAUUGAGGACCUGUCACAGCAGAUACACAAAGCUGCAGCAGAGAAGUUCAAGGUGCCCACUGAGGCCUCUGCCAACACUUCUGAGUUGGCUCCAGGGCUGCAGGCAAAGCUGGAGUGCCAAGAGGAGGAGGAGGAGGAGGAGGUGGAGGUGGAUGAGACAGGCCUGGAGCUUCGAGACAUCGAGCUGGUGAUGGCCCAAGCCAAUGUGUCAAGGGCCAAGGCCGUGCGGGCCCUGAGGGACAACCACAGUGACAUCGUUAACGCCAUUAUGGAGCUGACAAUGUAG
Elephantulus edwardii (Cape elephant shrew) is the source of this 3690-nucleotide messenger RNA. Its product is annotated as NAC-alpha domain-containing protein 1-like. Gene Ontology annotation, cellular component: nascent polypeptide-associated complex; cytoplasm. The record is from RefSeq and is a predicted model, not a curated record. The transcript is spliced from 8 exons. Bases 1 to 3690 code for a protein of 1229 amino acids. Gene Ontology annotation, biological process: protein targeting to membrane. Lineage: Eukaryota; Metazoa; Chordata; Mammalia; Macroscelidea; Macroscelididae.